GAGCUGCGCUGACUAUCGGGAGCAAAUAGCGGCUCCGAGCUGCACCGGAAGACACACGGAGCCGAGCAGCGGACGCAUAACGAGCGCUCGCAGGAAACUUCGCCUCCGCUUCCAGCCAAAAGUCAGCCGAGCCCCCGCCGAGCACCAUGAGUGUCGGCGCCCCGCGAGGCCUGGCCAGCUCGGGGCAGAAGCACCUCGGCGACAUUGUCCACCCGCUGUCCGCCGCCGAGGAGCCUCUGUCCCCGGGGCCACAUGUCAGCCUCACCGCGGGGCCGGAUGUCGGCGUCACCCUUGGGGGCCACAAGGAGGCAGGGUUGUCCAACGGCACGCCAGUGGACACGCCGAGUCCCGCCUCUGCGUCCUCACUGUUCAACAGGCUACAGCUGGACGACGACCUGGAAUCCGACCCACGGGACCACUACGUUUCCACUGAAACCCGUGAUCUGUUUGUCACGGUGGACGACCCAAAGAAGCACGUCUCUACCAUGGAAACCUACAUCACCUACCGAGUGUCCACAAUGACGACACGGAUGGAGUUUCACCUGCCCGAUUAUUGCGUGCGGCGACGAUAUCAAGACUUCGACUGGCUGAGGAUGAAGCUGGAGGACAGCCAGCCCACCCACCUCAUCCCCCCUUUACCAGAGAAGUUUGUGAUGAAGGGCGUGGUGGAUCGUUUUUCGGAAGAGUUUGUGGAAACGCGCAUGAAAGCGCUGGAUAAGUUCCUCAAACGGGUUGCAGACCACCCGGUCCUCUCCUUCAAUCCACAUCUUAACGCUUUUUUGUCUGCCAAGGACCUGAACAAGCGCCAAGGCCUGGCACUGCUCACCAAAGUGGGCGAGUCAGUGAAGCACGUGGCCGCAGGAUACAAGCUGCGGGCACGGCCUCCAGACUUCUGCGCCAUGGGAGAGUACCUCGACACAUUCAGCCAGAAACUGGGGACCAUCGACCGCAUCGCUCAGCGAAUCCUCAAAGAGCAGUCAGAGUACCUGACAGAGUUGCGUGAGUACAGCACCAUGUACUCCAGCUGGGCGGGCUCGGAACAGGAGCUGCGGGGUCCCCUGGAGGGUGUGGCCAGCUCUGUGACCACGUCCUGCGGGGCCAUGGACGACCUUAGUGAGAACAUCUGCCAGGAGAUCCUGCCCGUGCUAAGAGAGUACAUCCUUUACAUCGAGUCCAUGAAGAACGUUUUGAAGAAACGCGACCAAAGUCAGGCAGAGUACGAGGGACGCCUGGAAGCGGCCAUACUGCGCAAACAAGAGGACAAAACGCCCAUGCCGGCUGAGGUGGAGCGCUGCCAGGACAAGAUGGAGUGUUUCAAUGCUGACUUGAAGGCCGACUGGGAGCGCUGGCAGGGCAACAAGCGACAGGAUUUCAAGCAGCUUCUGAGUGGCAUUGCAGAUAGAAACGUCAACUACUAUGAGAAGUGCCAAACCGCGUGGGAGUCGCUGGUUGAUGUCCUGCAGGACAAACAGACUGAGGACCAACCGAGUCCUGUAGGACAAACAGACUGAGGACCAGCCAAGUCCUGCAGGACAAACAGACUGAGGACCAGCCAAGUCCUGAAGGACGGACUGACUGAGGACCAGCCUAGUCCUGAAGGACAGACUGACUGAGGACCAGCCUAGUCCUGAAGGACGGACUGACUGAGGACCAGCCAAGUCCUGAAGGACAAACAGACUGAGGACCAACCCAGUGGGACAGACUGAAGCAUUUUUUCUUUUUGUCACCCCAAUAAUGACUGAGGACUUUUUCCUUGAUGGAAGUUACUUUGGGACCAAUGAGAGAAGAGACAUUGUUUUUGAAGUUGUUGCUCCAUUCCUUUCUUUCUUACCUCAUCUCACCUGCUAACAGUUGCCAAGCUAAGAAGGUAUGUGUCAGUCUUUUCUACUUUCAGCGUGACAAAGUAACUCUGUUUACAAACAACUCCUGAAAAUCAAUCAACCCCCACCUUAAUUGCUCAAGAUUGUUCUCUACAAGUCCAAACAUUUGUUGGUUUUUUUUCCGUCCAGUUAUGUCCGAUUACUUGACAAAUCUGUUUUCAACUUUGGAAGAAGUUGUCUGUCAGACGUGUUGAGUGAAACCGCAGUUGUCUGUCAGACGUGUUCAAUGAGCCCGCAGUUGUCUGUCUGACGUGUUCAGUGAGACUGCAGUUGUCUGUCAGACGUGUUGAGUAAGACCGCAGUUGUCUGUCAGACGUGUUGAGUGAGACCGCAGUUGUCUGUCAGACGUGUUGAGUAAGACCGCAGUUGUCUGUCAGACGUGUUGAAUGAGACCGCAGUUGUCUGUCAGACGUGUUGAGUAAGACCGCAGUUGUCUGUCAGAUGUGUUGAGUAAGACCGCAGUUGUCUGUCAGACGUGUUGAGUAAGACCGCAGUUGUCUGUCAGACGUGUUGAGUGAGACCGCAGUUGUCUGUCAGACGUGUUGAGUGAGACCGCAGUUGUCUGUCAGACGUGUUGAGUAAGACCGCAGUUGUCUGUCAGACGUGUUGAAUGAGACCGCAGUUGUCUGUCAGACGUGUUGAAUGAGACCGCAGUUGUCUGUCAGACGUGUUGAGUAAGACCGCAGUUGUCUGUCAGACGUGUUGAGUGAGACCGCAGUUGUCUGUCAGACGUGUUGAGUGAGACCGCAGUUGUCUGUCAGACGUGUUGAGUAAGACCGCAGUUGUCUGUCAGACGUGUUGAAUGAGACCGCAGUUGUCUGUCAGAUGUGUUGAGUAAGACCGCAGUUGUCUGACGUGUUGAGUAAGACCGCAGUUGUCUGUCAGACGUGUUGAGUGAGACCGCAGUUGUCUGUCAGACGUGUUGAGUGAGACCGCAGUUGUCUGUCAGACGUGUUGAGUAAGACCGCAGUUGUCUGUCAGACGUGUUGAAUGAGACCGCAGUUGUCUGUCAGACGUGUUGAAUGAGACCGCAGUUGUCUGUCAGACGUGUUGAGUAAGACCGCAGUUGUCUGUCAGACGUGUUGAGUGAGACCGCAGUUGUCUGUCAGACGUGUUGAGUGAGACCGCAGUUGUCUGUCAGACGUGUUGAGUAAGACCGCAGUUGUCUGUCAGACGUGUUGAAUGAGACCGCAGUUGUCUGUCAGAUGUGUUGAGUAAGACCGCAGUUGUCUGACGUGUUGAGUAAGACCGCAGUUGUCUGUCAGACGUGUUGAGUGAGACCGCAGUUGUCUGUCAGACGUGUUGAGUGAGACCGCAGUUGUCUGUCAGACGUGUUGAGUGAGACCGCAGUUGUCUGUCAGACGUGGUGAAUGAGACCGCAGUUGUCUGUCAGACGUGUUGAUUAAGACCGCAGUUGUCUGUCAGACGUGUUGAGUAAGACCGCAGUUGUCUGUCAGACGUGUUGAGUGAGACCGCAGUUGUCUGUCAGACGUGUUGAGUGAGACCGCAGUUGUCUGUCAGACGUGUUGAGUAAGACCGCAGUUGUCUGUCAGACGUGGUGAAUGAGACCGCAGUUGUCUGUCAGACGUGUUGAUUAAGACCGCAGUUGUCUGUCAGACGUGUUGAGUGAGACCACAGUUGUCUGUCAGACAUGUUCAGUGAGACCACAGUUGUCUGUCAGACAUGUUCAGUGAGACCGCAGUUGUCUAUCAGACGUGUUGAGUAAGACCUCAGUUGUCUGUCAGAUGUGUUGAGUGAGACCGCAGUUGUCUGUCAGACGUGUUGAGUAAGACCGCAGUUGUCUGUCAGACGUGUUGAGUGAGACCGCAGUUGUCUGUCAGACGUGUUAAGUAAGACCGCAGUUGUCUGUCAGACGUGUUGAGUGAGACUGCAGUUGUCUGUCAGACGUGUUAAGUGAGACCGCAGUUGUCUGUCAGAUGUGUUCAGUGAGACCGCAGCCUUCAGCUAAGACCACUGAGGCGUAAAGGCUGUGCUCCAUCAGGGGAGGCAUCCAUCUUCCAUUAGUUGGGAGACUAAAUCACUUUUGCUAACUGGAGAAUCUUGUCUGGUUUCUCAUGUCAUCUGUGGAUGAAGGGAAAUGAUCCUCAAUCAGAUGUUGAAGUUUUGAUCAAACACUGACAUCUAGCGGCCAACAAGAGAACUGCCAUUUUUGAGGGUUUUUUUAUUUUUUAUUUGCCAAUGCAUGUCAGUUGUAUUGUUCCGUUGUUGAAUACCCUUUUAUAAAAAGUACAUGUCAUUAUAAAUAUUUCCAGUUUAUUUUUAAAUUAAUUUAAAGAAACCAUAAAGUAUAAUAUCCUAAGUGAAAUAUUCACUAGCGCACACCACAAUAGUAAAUAUAUACUGUAUAUAAAGACUGGAAUUUUGAUACAUGUCUUGUUUAUCUCUUUAGAUAGCUCACACAUGCAUUGCCAACUCUAAUAACUUUGUCAGUGUUUCACUUUAUUUCUAUUCAUGUUGGAUGCUGAAGGUUGUUUCAUCAUCACAUACAAAGCAAAUGCUCACUUGGGUCUUAGUGAUUGGACUUUACAGCCCUCCAGAUCUGCUUUAUUCUCCACAAUUAAGAGCAUAGUUAUUAUAUAAACAACGCAAAGGUUGACCCUAUCUUUCAAUGCAAUGUAUAAAUGCAGAAGUUAUUUGUAUGUGCAAAACAAACAAAAAACAGCUUGUUUACUUACUUUGA
Messenger RNA from Nerophis ophidion (straightnose pipefish), 4581 nucleotides. RefSeq names its product sorting nexin family member 30 (gene snx30). The coding region runs from base 147 to 1511 and encodes 454 amino acids. Gene Ontology annotation, molecular function: phosphatidylinositol binding. The record is from RefSeq and is a predicted model, not a curated record. Lineage: Eukaryota; Metazoa; Chordata; Actinopteri; Syngnathiformes; Syngnathidae. The transcript has 9 exons.